CAACGCAGAGUCUCAACAACAAUACAUAUAGAGAGAGAGAGAGAGAGAGAGAGACAAAGAAGCAGAGAGGUUUAGAGAGAGAGUCCCCAUAGAAGAAGAAACGAAGGCGACGGCGUUUCCUUAUCGGUACCAGCUAGCUCUGAUUAGGCAUCCGUUUGGAUUGGGUUUUUGUCAAUAUUCUCGGGAAAACGCCAGGGAAAAUGAUCGGGGAAGCCAAGGAUCCGGCGAUCACGCUGUUCGGCAAGAAAAUUACGCUGCCGGAGAACGGCAGAAUUCCGGCGGUCUCCGCAGAGGGAGAUUCUAGGUCUGGUGAUGGCCGGAGCUGCGGGGUGAGUGCUUGUUUGGAUUCCAAGAAAGUCAGCAGAAAGAGCGACGAGGAAGAAGGAAAAGAGCCAGAAACUGACAAGGAUUUAGUACCAGAGGAACCCACUGAGAGCAAACAAGAAAAAUAUUCUCAGGAUUCAAUCUCCAAAGAGCCCUCAAAUCCAGAAACAAUGGCGGAAUCUGAUGAUAACCCAAAAACGCCUUCCAAGAGUGAAAACGAGCUUAAAUCACAGCAGAAACCGUUGAAGAAGCCGGACAAAAUUCUCCCCUGCCCGCGCUGUAACAGCAUGGACACGAAAUUCUGCUACUACAAUAACUACAACGUCAAUCAGCCGCGCCAUUUCUGCAAGAGCUGCCAGCGGUACUGGACCGCUGGCGGCACCAUGAGGAACGUUCCUGUGGGAGCCGGCCGCCGGAAGAACAAGAAUUCCGCCUCGAUUUGCCGGCAUCUCACUAUCUCCGACGCUCUACAAGCCGCUAGGAUUGAUGCUCCGAACGGAAUUCACCCAUUCAGAGCCAAUGGCACGGUUCUGUCAUUUGGAUCCGAAGGUCCAAUCUGCGAAUCCAUGGCUUCAGUGCUAAAUUUAAUGGAGAAGAAGGCCCCAAACGGCGUUUGUAAGGAAAAUGGCAGUGAUUGCUCGAGCAGUGGGGGAUCUUCUGUCACGAGUUCAAAUUCGGUUGAGGAAGGGAUGAGAAACGGAUUGGUUUCUCAAUUCCCCUGCCUCCCUGGCGUUCCCUGGCCGUGCCAGUGGAAUCCAGCGGUUCCCUUGCCGGCCUUCUGCCCGCCGGGCUUUCCAAUGCCGUUCUAUCCGGCCCCAUACUGGCCGGUUCCCUGGUUGUGUCCGGCUUCCCCGACGGGAACCCAAAAACCAGGUCCCAAUUCGCCAACUCUUGGAAAGCAUUCCAGAGAAGGAGACCUGCUCAAGCCCGGUGGCCCAGAGGGUAAAGACCCUGUGGAGACGAGGAAUUUGGAGGGAUCCAUUUUGAUUCCGAAAACAUUGAGAAUCGAUGACCCUGAUGAGGCUGCAAAGAGUUCCAUAUGGGCAACUCUGGGGAUUAAGAAUGAUUCAGCCAUCGGCAAAGGAGGCCUCUUCAAGGGCUUCCAAUCCAAGGCCAACGGGAAGAGCCACUUGCCGGAAACUUCCCCGGCGCUCCGGGCCAAUCCGGCAGCCCUGUCCAGAUCCCUCAGUUUUCAGGAAAGGGCCUGAGCUGGUUUUUCCUAGAAAAUGUCUUCAAAGAAAGCGGAAAAUGUCAGUUUUGUUGACAGAAACAUGCUUUACACUUGCACUGACUGGAAGGAUGAAGUCACGGUUCCUUGCAAGUAUUUGGGGGGCUUAAUCUAAGAGAAGCCAGCCUGAUUUCCUGUAACCUUAUGAAUGGUACCUUCAUUUUCUUUUCCUUUUCUCUUUUUAUCUUUCUUCUGGGUAUUGUGAGCUGAUGUAAAUAUUAUAUAUGUGUGUGUGUGUAGAUAUAGAUAUACUGACAUAAUAGGUGGAGAGUUUUCAGAUGUAGCAAACACUGAGAUCUGGAGAGUGACUCUGUUUCCCAUUUUCCUCGUGGAUAUAUAUAUAUAUAUAUAUAUACAUAUAAUGGUGCAUUCCAUCUUCAGAA
This is a messenger RNA of Diospyros lotus (date-plum), 1935 nucleotides long. RefSeq names its product cyclic dof factor 3. The transcript is spliced from 2 exons. Bases 201 to 1532 code for a protein of 443 amino acids. The record is from RefSeq and is a predicted model, not a curated record. Gene Ontology annotation, biological process: regulation of DNA-templated transcription. NCBI's taxonomy places the organism in Eukaryota, Viridiplantae, Streptophyta, Magnoliopsida, Ericales, Ebenaceae. Gene Ontology annotation, molecular function: DNA-binding transcription factor activity; DNA binding.